Molecule: messenger RNA, 2496 nt
Organism: Nerophis lumbriciformis (worm pipefish)
Lineage: Eukaryota; Metazoa; Chordata; Actinopteri; Syngnathiformes; Syngnathidae
Source: RefSeq, a predicted model, not a curated record
AUGAGCACCGUGGCCUCUGAGAAUGUCUUUCUGUCCGCUCUCCAGCCCAACAACGCGGUCACCACCUACGGCCUCCCGUCAGAGAUCCAUCUCGGGAGCGGUGCGUCGGGCACGGACGAUAUGUCGAGGGCUCGACGGGUCCAGCAGCAGGUUCAAAUGCGGCUAGCCGAGAAGUCCACACUUCCGCGUCAUAAUGGCUCUAUUUCCACCUCCGCCAUGUCAGACUAUGGAGGGUCUUCCACUAUGAAAUAUCAGACGUACAAUCCGGGUUACAGUUCCAAGUCCUCCUAUGCUUUCUCAAGCUCCAGGACCAUGGCGCCUCAGAUGGCACAGAGGUCCGGCUUCAGCUCUCUAUCAACCGGCCCGGACAUGUCCCAGUUCCACCGGAUUAGUGUCGGAGGCGGUGGAGGUUAUUACCGAGAUGACGGCCAAAUGGGCACCUACCAAAUGAAUCGGCAACAAACCCGUAUGGAACCAGAAAUUGUCUCCUUGCACGGCAUGAGACAGCAGACCAUGGCGGCCCCCGCCUGGAUGGUGGACGGUAGUGAUGGCGCUAGCAUGGCCUCAGACCGCGAUGCCGUAUUCAACCGCCAGUACGUGCAAAGCAAUGGCUACAGCACGCAGAUGAGGCAAAGUGCGGGUUCUAUGACCUUUCCGGCGUCCAUGCGUCGAUCACACAGCGGCACCAUUCCACGUAUGACAGAGAUGGACUUGGGGACUGUCCAGCAAUCUUCCUACAAAGGCCCGGCCUACCGCACCAUUAGCAGGAUUAACAACCGAAACAACCGGAUGAGCAUGGGCUCCAUGUCUGGGACCCUGCAGCGCCAGAUGUCGGGUGCGUCCAGUAUGUUCGGAGGGGGGGUGGACAGAGUGGACUCGGGCUUCAUCGGGCCAGGAAUGUCCUCUGCCUCCCAAGGGAACUUAGCCAUGCAGCGCCGUCAAAGCACCAUUUCCCGGGCCAUGUCAAUCAAAAGCAUGCAGAGCGUGGGCCGUGGAGCCGAUAUAUUCAACGAACAGAUGGGUGUCGGAAGCAUGGGGAACCUCGCCGGGAUUGAAACUUUGGACAUGAGCAGAGCUGUGCAGUAUCUGAGAGAACCAGACUCUGCUUUGCAAGUCCUGGGCGCAGCUUACAUUCAACACGAGUGUUACAAUGACAGUGAUGCCAAAAAUGAGGUACGCUUAUCCAAAGGCAUCAGCGAGCUGGUAAAACUGUUCAACUCGGACAGUCAGGAAGUGCAGCGUUACGCCACCGGCGCAACACGCAACCUCAUAUACGAGAACAUGGAGAACAAGGUGGCACUGAUCGAGGAGGGCGGCAUCCCGCAGCUGGUGGAGGCGUUAAAGGAGCCCGAUGACGAGCUUCAAAAGAACAUCACCGGAAUCUUGUGGAACCUGUCAUCCAAAGACACCCUGAAGGAGAAACUGGCCCGCGAGGCUCUUCCGGAUCUGACCGACAAGAUCCUCAUCCCUCUGUCUGGCAGCGAAGGAUCGGAGGGCGUCAAGCAGUCGGCCUCGGAGGCGGAAAUCUUCUUCAACACCACCGGCUGCCUCAGGAAUCUCAGCUCAGUGAAUGAAAAGACCCGUCAGAACAUGAGACAGACUCACGGCCUGGUAGAUUCGUUGGUGACCUACAUCAAGUCCUCGCUGGAGGAGAACAAAGCGGAGGACAAGGGAGUGGAAAAUGCAGUCUGUGUCUUGAGGAACCUCUCGUACCAGCUCUAUAGCGAGAUGCCCCCGUCGGCUCUGCUUCGUUUGGAGGGGCCUAGCCGAGCCGAGGACUCCGGGAAAGGCGAAUCCAUCGGCUGCUUCACGCCUCAGAGCAAGAAGGCGAAUAGUCGGAACCAAGACCUGUCCACGUUCACCGAAGUUGCCCGCGUUCCAAAAGGCAUGGAGUGGCUAUGGCACCCGCAGAUCGUCGGCUUGUACAACCGUGUGCUGCAGCAAUGUGAGAUCAACUCGACCACGCGGGAGGCGGCUGCGGGAGCUCUCCAGAAUAUCACGGCCGGAGACAGGCGGUGGGCGGGGGUGUUGAGCCGCGUAGCCAUGGACCAGGAGCGCAUGGUGCCAGUCCUGCUGGAUCUUUUGCGCACCAACAACGAUUCGGAGUUGCGUUCCAUCACGGGCUUCCUCCGAAAUUUGUCUCGGCAUGCCAAGGAUAAGAAUCACAUGGCCACAAAGGUGGUGAACAACCUAGUGACCAAGCUGCCCACCGAUGGCUACCAGAAGGAGCCGUCCAGCGACGUGGUGGUCAACAUCUGUGGCAUCCUCAACAACUUGGUGACAUGCAGCUCAGUCGCCGCCAGAGACAUUUGCUUCUUUGACGGCCUGCCCAAACUGGUCGCAAUUAAGAAUACAAACGACUCCAGUUCUGGCAAGAUGAAAGCUGCUAAAGCAGCCGCUACGGUGCUCAGCAACAUGUUCCAGUACAGGAAACUGCACAAAGACUACAAAAAUAAAGGCUUUACAAGACCAGACUUUGCAGACAUGUCCAUCUAA